GCUCCAAACUUUGUUUAUGGGACAGUCGGGGAUCCGCGGCAGCCGCUUAGUCUGCUUCACCUCCGCCUCCUCACGGAGCGCGAGCGCCUGAGGCCAGUUCGGGGGAUGUGAGAGCCGAAGCCCCUAGGCUGCCAGGCACCGAGUUGGGUCGGAAUUUGCCAGCCGGGCCCCGGCUCCAGCCCUGCAAGUUCGGAACGCACCCGAGUGACCCAGGCCCGACUGCGGUUCGGGCGGAACGGCGGCCGCCGCACGCCCAGACUCGGCUUCUCUGCGCGCCCAGAAGAUGAAUCCGGCCUCGGCACCCCCUCCGCUCCCGCCACCCGGGCAGCAAGUGAUCCACGUCACUCAAGACCUAGACACGGACCUGGAAGCCCUCUUCAACUCCGUGAUGAACCCCAAGCCCAGCUCUUGGCGGAAGAAGAUCCUGCCUGAGUCGUUCUUCAAGGAGCCUGACUCCGGCUCGCACUCGCGCCAGUCGAGUACCGACUCGUCCGGUGGCCACCCCGGGCCCCGGCUGGCCGGUGGCGCCCAGCACGUCCGCUCGCAUUCGUCGCCCGCUUCUCUGCAGCUGGGCACUGGCGCGGGUGCUGCUGGCAACCCGGCGCAGCAGCACGCGCACCUCCGCCAGCAGUCCUAUGACGUGACCGACGAGCUGCCCCUGCCCCCCGGCUGGGAGAUGACCUUCACGGCCACUGGCCAGAGAUACUUCCUCAAUCACAUAGAAAAAAUCACCACAUGGCAAGACCCUAGGAAGGCGAUGAAUCAGCCCCUGAAUCAUAUGAACCUCCACCCAGCUGCCACUUCCACACCAGCGCCCCAGAGGUCCAUGGCCGUGUCUCAGCCGAAUCUCGUGAUGAAUCAUCACCAGCAGCAGAUGGCACCCAGUUCCCUGAGCCAGCAGAGCCACCCUCCUCAGAACCCGCCAGCAGGGCUCAUGAAUAUGCCCAAUGCGCUGACCACCCAACAGCAGCAGCAGCAGAAACUUCGGCUUCAGAGGAUCCAGAUGGAGAGAGAGAGGAUUAGGAUGCGCCAGGAGGAGCUCAUGAGGCAGGAAGCCGCCCUCUGUAGACAGCUCCCCAUGGAAGCCGAGACUCUGCCCACAGUUCAAGCUGCCGUCAACCCACCCGCCAUGACCCCGGACAUGAGGUCCAUCACUAACAAUAGCUCAGAUCCUUUCCUCAAUGGGGGACCAUAUCAUUCAAGGGAGCAGAGCACCGACAGUGGCCUGGGGUUAGGCUGCUACAGUGUCCCCACGACUCCAGAGGACUUCCUCAGCAACGUGGAUGAGAUGGACACAGGAGAAAAUGCAGGACCCACACCCAUGAACAUCAAUCCUCAGCAGACCCGUUUCCCUGAUUUUCUUGACUGUCUUCCGGGAACAAAUGUUGAUCUAGGAACUUUGGAGUCUGAAGAUCUGAUCCCUCUCUUCAAUGAUGUUGAGUCUGCUCUGAACAAAAGCGAGCCCUUUCUAACCUGGCUGUAAUCAAUACCAUUGUAGCUUGGAUGCAGCCGUGACCUGACAUUUCCUGGGCCUCUUGGAAAACAUGAUGGAGCAGAGCAAGUCUGCAGGUGUGCUGCUUUCUGCCUCCAUGACGCAUGCUCCCUCCUUUCCUUGUGGCCAGUUUAAUCAUUGCCUGGAUUUGAUUGACAGUAACUUAAGUUCAACCCAAAUAAACAUUCUAGUUUCAUUUUCUGCAAGCCUGCAUUCCUGUGAUGGCUUAAGCAGAAUUGUUUCUGCAGAGUUAAUUAUGCAGAAUUGCUUCUCUGCUUUUCUCUCUGCUGCCCCAUGACUAAGCUUUAUGGGUGUUAGUUGAAAUUUAUACAUCAAUUAAUUAUAAACCAUGAAGAGCUGACCACAAGCAGUGACAGGCGGCUCGGUCCAGGAAAUGUACACAAAAUUAGACCUGAUUUACAGUUUCAAAAACUGUAUUGAUGACCUUAGUACCAGAUGCUUUAAAAAAAUAUUUAACUUGAGCUUUAAAAAUCAUUGUACGGAUAGUAAAAUUCUGCUGUUUGGAAUACAAUGUAGUAUUGAAUCCGUGCUAGUUCUGGUAGUUCUUCUUUGUAUUUACAAAGGCGCAUGCAGUCCCAUUGCAGUUUCUCCUUCUUCAUUUUACUGCACAGCAUCUAAAUAACUAAUCCUUUCAGCAGGAGAGUAACGGCAGCAUUAGUCACAGUUCCUACUCUAAGAUCUUAUGAAAGAAACCUGUUUGGUACUCAUUAUGAACAUUUAUUAGACAGAAGUUUUGAAAAUUACAAGUUGGAUUUUUUUUUUUAAAUUGCAGCUUAGACCUUGAUGUUUAUUUUGUCAAGCACUAUCAUUUCGUAGCUGAUGACAGAGGGCAGCCGAAUGUUUUUGAUAAAUCAGUGGCAACUGAAUUUUUGCCUUUUGAAACUAUCCUAAAAACAUUAGGACAACAUAGCUUUCAACCUGAUGGCACACACAGUAAGCUGUCACUUUUUUAAAUGCUGAAGCCUUUGAUCGGUUUUGCUUCUUUCAAGAUUUGAGGUAUUUAAAAUCAUUUUAUCUAUGAAACUGUUUGAAGGAUGAAGCAGAUCUCUGACUGACAUGUAAAAAUAUGCCACCUGAGGGUGUAUGGUGGAGACAUGUUUCUGAAGUCAUUACAGUUGAUUCCUAAGUAUAUUAUCCUAACCCUGUUUGCUACAGUUGGUAUAAAAAGGCCUGAAAUAUGUACUCAAUACCUCUUAUGUAACCAAAACCAUUUUUUAUUAGCUUUUAAGGACUGAGAGGGAGCAUCGGGUUCACCGGGCGUGUGCUCUGCCUGCAUUGCCAAUGAAGUCCUCAACUGUUUAAUAUUUUGACAUUAUUUAUAAUCUAUGAAUUUAAUAUCUCUUUUGGAAAGACAUUAAUACUGCAGGUCUCUGAGAGGAACCUUCCCAUUCCCAAGGGGCUGAUUUGCUGGGGAUCUUUCAUGGGAUCCUUUUCAAUCUACCAGGAUCUAGACGAGCAGAAUUCAUCUUAUCUUGUUGGAAAGAAGGCAAGUGUAAAGGUCAGAGAUGAAGUAGAAAAGCAGUGGAAUAGAGUGGAAAGGAUGCCAGGUGUGAAAUGGAAAUAGACAAGCCAGAGUACCCCUAAAGCAAGACGAGCAGGAGGUCUGAGAAGUGCCCCAAGGAACAAAGCAACGAUUUCCUCCUACAACCUUUGUAUCCAAAGACUCUGUUGUGGAAGGAAAGCAGGCUUCGGUGCACUUUAUGUGGGAGAAGGAGGAGCAGGACUGGUGUUGCCCAGUCCGUGCCAAUAUUAGGUAUGUAGGCGGACAAGAACAUACACCUACGGUUGUUUCCAACACAAUGAAGUAACUUUUUUUUUUUUCCUGAAGGACCCAUGGUUUCUGUUCCUCUGACUCCUUCUCUCUUCCUCGAAGCGCCCUGAGAGAGAUGGGGGUAGAUGUUUCUGUUGCUACUAAAUUGAAGGGAGCACUACUUCUUUUUCUCUCGUGUUAGUAAUAAUUGCAAAAAAGCUUUGUGCGUUCUUUCUAAGAAAAAGCAAAAAAACAAACAAAAAAAUUUAUAACCCCACCAAAACAAGGGACCUAAUAAAACUGAGCAGUGUUACUGUAUUUUUAAAAAAAUAUUUUUGUAGACUCAUUUUCAGGUUAUUAAACAUAAAAGAAACAUAUCCCUCUUUUUUUAAAGUAGUUAAAACAUCGAUGAUUUUUAUUGUCAGUUUUUAGACGUAAUUUCCUAGUAAGCUUGUGGCAUUAGAAAAAUAGAUUAAUUUUUUUAGUGAAAUUAGUUGGAACAUUUAUUAAUGAACAUAACAAAUAUUUUUCCAGAGUUAAAUAUGGACCUUGACUAUGUGUUUACUAAUAAUAAAUGAAGCCAGAUAGAAUUUUUUUUUUUAAGGUCAUAAAAUAUGGCCUUUGUUAAAGAACACUAAAGCUAGAAAUCUAAAGUAAGAACAACUUUUUAAAGGCUAUUUCCUAUUAUUGUUUGUGUUUAAAGCCCUGCAGAAUUCAUGAUAAGGUGCUAUUUAUACUAUAUUUCUUAUUAUAAAACAACUGCCAGAAUAUCUUGUCUUUUUAGUCCUAAGUCAAUCAAUAGAUGUCAACAUUUUAUCCAAUAAUUUUGCAGAGAAAAGGCAUAUUAAAAAUUGAAAUAAAAAAUAAUUUCAGAGUUCUUUCUUUUAAGAUAUUGUAUUUAGGAUGUGAAAUGCCAUUUCUUUCAUGGACUAUUCAACACAGCGUAAAACAUUUAGUCUCCUGGGGGUACUGCUGACUCCAGCGUGGGAGAAAAGCUCUCUGUGGAGGAAGGUUAUCUGGAUUGAGAGAAUGCAACAUUCAUGAACAAUAAAAGCUGUUAAAAGGAAAUUGUAGAUUAACUUAAUUGGGAAAAUAGGUGAUUGACAGAGACUGUUUCCCUAACACACUACAGCAUUUAUGUGUUAGUACUUUAAUUUAAAAAAAAUUAUUUCUACUUUUUGUAGUAUGACAUAUGUGUGUUUAUUUUUAAUUUAGAUUGCUAUGCAUACAGAAAGUAUGCAGAAAAAUCAGUCAGUCAGAUCAAACCAUUUUACCUGGAGUUUGGUACUGGUUUUUACUUCUCUGAUUCUGUAUAAGAAAAAUAAAUACAAUUGAAUUUCCA
This is a messenger RNA of Phacochoerus africanus (Common warthog), 4605 nucleotides long. RefSeq names its product WW domain containing transcription regulator 1 (gene WWTR1). Gene Ontology annotation, molecular function: transcription coactivator activity; transcription corepressor activity; protein binding. Gene Ontology annotation, cellular component: nucleus; cytoplasm. Bases 284 to 1483 code for a protein of 399 amino acids. The record is from RefSeq and is a predicted model, not a curated record. Gene Ontology annotation, biological process: positive regulation of transcription by RNA polymerase II; hippo signaling. NCBI's taxonomy places the organism in Eukaryota, Metazoa, Chordata, Mammalia, Artiodactyla, Suidae. The transcript is spliced from 7 exons.